Molecule: messenger RNA, 1359 nt
Organism: Physeter macrocephalus (sperm whale)
Lineage: Eukaryota; Metazoa; Chordata; Mammalia; Artiodactyla; Physeteridae
Gene: PCSK4
Product: proprotein convertase subtilisin/kexin type 4
Exons: 8
Coding region: 1-1359 (452 amino acids)
Biological process (GO): peptide hormone processing
Cellular component (GO): trans-Golgi network; Golgi membrane
Molecular function (GO): serine-type endopeptidase activity
Source: RefSeq, a predicted model, not a curated record
AUGCGGCCCGCCCGGAGUGCGCUCAGGCUGCGCCUGACCUUGGCCUUGGGCCUGGCACUCGUUGGCUCCAUGGCUGUGGGUUGGGCCUCACCCCGGCCUCCCAUCUAUGUCAGCAGCUGGGCCGUACGGGUGUCCCAGGGUUACCAGGAAAUCGAGCGCCUGGCGCGCAAAUUCGGCUUCGUCAACCUGGGGCCGAUCUUCCCUGAUGGGCAGUAUUUCCAUCUGCGGCACCGGGGCGUGGUCCAGCAGUCCCUGACCCCACACUGGGGCCACCGCCUGCGCCUGAAGAAAGACCCCAAGGUGCAGUGGUUCCAGCAGCAGACGAUGCAGCGGCGGGUGAAACGUUCCUUGGUGGUGCCCACGGACCCCUGGUUCUCCAAGCAGUGGUACAUGAACAAGGAGGUGCAGCCGGACCUGAACAUCCUGCAGGUCUGGAGCCAGGGGCUGUCUGGCCAGGGCAUCGUGGUCUCUGUCCUGGACGACGGCAUCGAGAAGGACCACCCAGACCUCUGGGCCAACUAUGACCCCCUAGCCAGCUACGACUUCAAUGACUACGACCCGGACCCCCAGCCGCGAUACACACCCAGCGAUGAGAACCGGCAUGGGACCCGCUGUGCCGGGGAAGUGGCAGCGACGGCAAACAACAGGUUCUGUGGUGCUGGCGUCGCCUACAAUGCCCGAAUCGGAGGGGUGCGCAUGCUGGACGGCACCAUCACCGACGUGAUCGAGGCCCAGUCGCUGAGCCUGCAGCCGCAGCACAUCCACAUCUACAGCGCCAGCUGGGGCCCCGAGGACGACGGCCGCACAGUGGACGGCCCGGGCAUCCUCACCCAAGAGGCCUUCAGGCGCGGCGUGACCAAGUCCUGGUCGGGCCUGUGCACCUGGCAGGGGGCGACCCCCACUGUGCGCCCCGGGGACCCCCCCUGGGCCCCGACCCCGGCUGUGCGCCUGGCGGCCCGCGCCCUCCCUGGGCCCCGCGUGGCUCCGGCUCCGGCCGCCGCUAGGUGGAGCAAGGAGGCCGGUGGAGACGCGGCGCGGGUGGACCCGCGGUCCGGAGCUGCGGAGGCCCUGAGCGGACGCUGCUGGGUGGACGCCCGCGACCCCUCCGCGCUCGAGCCCCCCGCCUUGCAAACAGAGGCCCUGAAAGGGAAGCGCCGCCCGCGGAGCGGACAGCCUGCGAGGGGUAAGCGUGGGAGCAGAAGGGGCGGGGUCCAGAGCGCGCGCGGUGAGGACCCGGCCGACCUUGACCCCCGACCCCCUGACCCGGCCGCCGCGAGGAUGCCGGUGUGUGAACCGGACGCCCAGUUCAGACUCGGCAGCUCCCAGCGAACGCCCGCAGCCUGGCAGCGGCGCGAGUAG